Molecule: messenger RNA, 495 nt
Organism: Spirometra erinaceieuropaei
Lineage: Eukaryota; Metazoa; Platyhelminthes; Cestoda; Diphyllobothriidea; Diphyllobothriidae
Source: the annotation of a GenBank genome assembly
AUGCUGGGCACCAAAGCUGCCUUCUACCGCAGUCGCCGACAGCUUCAGCAACGACUGCGCGAGAUGCAGGAUGCCUGGGCUGCUCGCAAAGCUGAGGAGAUCCAAGGCUACGAGGACCGCAAGGAAUGGAAGAACUUCUUUUCUGUGAUCAAAGCUGUCUACGGUCCGCCGACUAAGGGCACUGCUCCUCUCCUCCGCGCCGACGGCAGCACUCUCCUGACUGAGAAGACGCAAAUCCUACGGCGAUGGGCCGAGCAUUUCCGGGGCGUCCUCAACCGCCCUUCCGUCAUCUCCGACGCCGCCGUCGCCCGCUUGCCGCAAGUGGAGACCAACGUGGACCUCGACCUCCCGCCAUUUCUCCAGGAAACGAUCAGGGCCGUGCAGCAGCUCUCCAGCGGGAAAGCACCUGGAUCGGAUGCAAUCCCUGCUGAGGUCUACAAGCACGGAGGUCCCCAACUGAUGGAUCACCUGACUGCGCUCUUCCAAGAGAUGUGA